CAUUGUUCUUAUUGCAGUGACAGUUCUUCCUUCACGUUCACCGAAAGCCAUGUGACGAACCCAGAGAUCAUUGCGCAGGACAUUGUCCACGGCGAUGAGACCAUUCUUUACGUUCAUGGGUUCAUGGAAGAUACAAGUGCCGAUAACGUUAUGGUUAUACCGAAAGCGUAUUUGGAUAAAGGUGGCGUUAACGUGAUCGUAGUCGAUUGGGGAGAGAUAGCGCUUAACAUCAAUUACCUUUAUGUUAGCAGCCAAGUGCCUUACAUAGGAAAGGCAAUCGCCGAAUCUAUGGAAAAGCUAGCUGACGUGAUCGAUUUGAACACGUUGCACGUGAUUGGACAUUCUUUGGGUGCUCACAUUGCUAGCCACAUUAGUAAAUUCAUGAACGUUACUCUAAAUCGGCUAACAGGACUAGAUCCCGCGUUCCCCCUGUUCUAUCCUUCCGCGUGCCACAUUAAGAAAACCGACGCAGAAACCGUCGUUAUCCUUCACACGGAUGCUGGCUUUUACGGUACGCCUAUCGACACGGGAACCGUUGAUUUUUAUGCGAACAAGGGAGUCAGUCCUCAACCAGGUUGCCCUAUAAUCAUUGGCGGAGAAAUCUGCAGCCAUCAAAGAUCCACCAAGAUCUUCGCAGAAUCAGUGACAAAUCCUGAGGCGUUUCCAUCGCGUAGAUGUAUUGCCAGGUUCAAAGAUGGUGAGAGGGUAUAUUUCAAUGAUUCCACGCCAAAGAACUUACACGGUGCUUACUGUUUCAAUACAAACAAACAGUCGCCAUUCGGCCAACAAUCUUAAUUUCUACGCUGAGAUACGAAAAAGCUCAUAAGUGAGUAUAGUAGAUAUAAGAACAUAAUAAGAGAAAAGUUUCCUAAUUAUGUUGCAACGAUGACCAUUUCAAUAAAAUUUUACAAACUCUCCACCGGAGA
Molecule: messenger RNA, 926 nt
Organism: Megalopta genalis
Lineage: Eukaryota; Metazoa; Arthropoda; Insecta; Hymenoptera; Halictidae
Source: RefSeq, a predicted model, not a curated record